Messenger RNA from Bradysia coprophila, 2286 nucleotides. RefSeq names its product xaa-Pro aminopeptidase ApepP-like. The record is from RefSeq and is a predicted model, not a curated record. Lineage: Eukaryota; Metazoa; Arthropoda; Insecta; Diptera; Sciaridae. Gene Ontology annotation, molecular function: metalloaminopeptidase activity.
UUGAACGCGGUUAAGAAGGACUUAGUUCUUUUUCUACAUUGUCUGAAUGCAGUUGUAUGAUUGCGAGAAGUUGCGUACAUCGUCAAAUUUAAAUUAUCUCGAUAAAUAACAUUGAAUUCAAUUUGAUAUUUGAUUAAAUUAUUGUGUAUAAGGUUUAAGUUCAAUGAUUUAAUUAAAUUUGUCUUGCUUUGUCCGAAACUUCAGUUCUUCAGUUUACUAUUAAACAGAAGUUAUUAUAUUGUGUAAUAUAGACGAAAGAGAUGAGAAAAAAUGCCAAAUUUUUAUUGGGAGGAGCUGCUGGUUUCGUUGUACUGGUUGCAUGUACUCUCGCUGUUACAUUAGCCGUGUCACUGCCGGGCAGAGAAGUAUCGACAGAUGUUGAAGAGCCGAAAACCUCAGAUGAAAUUUUAACAGAGCUACGCAGCCUCAUGCGGAGGGAAGAUGUAGCUAUUGAUGCAUACAUAAUUACGUCAGUAGAUGCACAUCAGAGCGAGUACAUAUCGACUGGUGAUCAGCGAAUACAUUAUGUUAGUGGAUUUAGUGGAUCAGCUGGUACUGUCGUCAUUACAGCUGAUGAAGCUUUAUUGUGGACGGAUUCUAGAUAUCACAUUCAAGCUGAAGAUCAGCUCUACGAAAGUUGGACAUUGAAAAAAGCUGGUAACGUUGGUGUCGAGACGUAUCAAGAUUGGCUAACCCAUAACUUAGCCACAGGUUCUGUUGUGGGAAUCGAUCCGAAACUAAUUGACUCAUCAUCGUAUCUCGCCCUGUCAAUGUAUCUUUCGGCAGCUGGCUACACUCUGAAAUCGGUCGACAAAAAUCUUGUUGACCUGGUUUGGACAGAUAAGGAGCCGCCGCAUUAUGAGGAAAUUAUUGCUCUUCCAUAUGAAUUCUCUGGAAGAAGAAUUUCGGAGAAAUUAGCAGAUGUUAGACGGGAAAUGACAGUACUUGGAGUGCAAUCACACAUCGUUACGGCUCUCGAUGAUAUUGCAUGGCUAUUAAACCUACGAGGACUUGAUAUACCAUACAACCCCGUAUUCUUCGCAUAUGUAAUACUAACGUCGGAUAAAGUGCGCCUAUACGUUUUGGAACCCUCUCGAAUAACACCGAAUAUUCGAGAGCAUUUUCAGGAAGAAGGGGUUGAAGAUGAAAUCGAAGUUUUCGACUAUGAUCUGACUAAGGCUGGAUUAGCAGACAUUGUAGCAAAUACCAACGGUCAAAUACUCAUGUAUAAAACGAGCCAAGAUAUUUAUGAAACGGUUCCAGCUGCUAGACGAGUGGAGCGCACAAGUCCUAUUGUUUUACUGAAAGUGGUAAAAAAUCAAAUUGAAGCAAAUGGCAUGAGACAAGCGAAUAUAAGAGAUGGUGCCGCAGUCAUACAAUAUCUAUGCUGGCUGAGCCGGAACAUCGAUACAGAGGUUGUAACCGAGCUUUCUGGUGCUAGAAAAUUGGCAGAAUUUAGGGCGAAACAGGAAUAUUUCCGAGGUUUAAGUUUUGAGGCUAUAAGUGCUGUAGGGAGUAACGCGGCAAUGGCUCAUUACAGUCCUACUGAGGAGACAGCUGCGGUUAUAGAUAAAAGCAAAAUUUAUUUACUUGAUUCGGGCGGUCAAUACUUUGAUGGAACUACAGAUACCACCAGAACUGUGCACUUCGGCGUUCCGUCCGAUUUCGAGAAGGAAGCUUUCACAAGAGUACUGAAAGGGUUUAUAUCAAUGGGAUCGGCUAAGUUUCCCAAUAGAGCACCGUUCUCGUUUUUCGAUGCUAUGGCCAGACGAGCUUUAUGGGAUGUUGGAUUAAAUUAUGGUCACGGGACCGGUCACGGAAUCGGAGCGUAUCUAAAUGUACAUGAGUAUCCACCGUUGAUAUCUAGUGGAAAUGGUGAACCAGGAAUGAUUGAAAAUAUGUUCACGUCAAAUGAGCCGGGCUUCUACAAAGAGGGUGAGUUCGGUAUACGUAUAGAAGACGUAGUACAGGCCAUUCCUGCACCCGAAUUAAAAGGAAACUUUGAUAAUGUUGGCGCGUUGCAAUUCUAUCACAUAACAAUGGUUCCGAUACAAACCAGUCUCAUCAAAACCGAUUUGCUAACACCGCAAGAGAUCGAUUGGCUGAAUGAAUAUCAUGAAAGAGUUCUUACCAACACCGAUCCGGUGCUGGAAAGUUUAGGCGAUGAUGACGCUCGCGAAUGGCUCCGGGAACAGACGAAACCAAUUGUUCAUGAUCAUUGUAGUGUUUAGUUAACACACGACCUAAUUGUUAACAGUUGUUGAAUUUAUUAAAUUGAUCUUUCUA